AUGUCGACCCUCGAAGAGCUCGAUGAUCUCGACCGCCGGGAGAAGGAGGAGAAGAGAAGAGGAAACAAUGGCAAGAAGGCCACCGUUACCGAUGGAGACGACGAGAUGAAAGAUGCGGAGGAGAAGGACGACAUUCUCGAUGACGAAAUCCUCAGCCUGAGCACACAAGACAUCCAGACCCGAAAGCGAUUACUCGAAAACGACUCUCGGAUCAUGAAGAGCGAGCUUUCGAGGUUAACACACGAGAAGGCCGCCAUGGGCGAGAAGAUUAAAGAAAACAUGGAUAAGAUCGCAAACAACAGGCAACUGCCUUAUCUCGUCGGAAAUGUUGUCGAGCUGCUAGACCUAGAUCCCACUGCAGAAUCUUCUGAGGAGGGAGCCAACAUCGAUCUCGAUGCCACGCGAGUGGGCAAGUCAGCCGUCAUCAAGACCUCCACGAGACAGACGAUCUUUCUGCCGCUGAUCGGUCUCGUUGACUCGGACAAGCUCAAGCCUGGUGACCUGAUUGGUGUAAACAAAGACUCAUACCUCGUUUUGGACACACUGCCCGCCGAGUAUGACAGCCGAGUCAAGGCUAUGGAGGUUGACGAGAAGCCAACAGAACAGUACACCGAUGUUGGAGGUCUAGACAAGCAGAUUGAGGAGCUGGUGGAGGCUAUUGUCUGGCCCAUGAAGGAGGCGGAAAGGUUCAAGAAGAUUGGCAUCAAAGCACCCAAAGGCGCUCUGAUGUACGGCCCCCCCGGUACCGGAAAGACUCUAAUGGCCAGAGCCUGCGCUGCUCAGACAGAAGCAACUUUUCUCAAGCUUGCAGGACCUCAGCUUGUGCAAAUGUUUAUCGGUGAUGGUGCUAAGCUUGUUCGCGACUGUUUCGCCCUAGCAAAGGAAAAGGCCCCCGCAAUCAUCUUCAUUGACGAGCUUGAUGCUGUCGGCACCAAGCGAUUCGACAGCGAGAAGAGCGGUGAUCGAGAAGUCCAGCGAACCAUGUUGGAGCUGCUUAACCAGCUUGAUGGCUUUGCAUCCGACGACCGCAUCAAGGUUUUGGCCGCCACCAACCGAGUCGACGUGCUCGACCCUGCACUGCUACGAUCUGGCCGUCUGGACCGAAAGAUUGAGUUUCCUCUGCCGAACGAGGAGGCCCGAGCACAGAUUCUCAAGAUUCACUCACGCAAGAUGAAGGUUGACCCCGGAGUCAACUGGGGCGAACUGGCCCGAAGCACGGAUGAGUUUGGUGGUGCCAUGCUGAAGGCCGUCUGCGUUGAGGCCGGCAUGAUUGCCCUGCGAUCAGGGAAGAACCAGAUUGGCCACGAGCACUAUGUUGACGCCAUUGCUGAGGUGCAGGCCAAGAAGAAGGAUUACGUCCUAAUCGUGGGGCUCGCCGUAUCGGGAGCUGCUGCCAGCAACUGGUUCCCCGGCUCCAAGACAGUCUACAACAAGUGGCACGAGACGGAGCUUGAGCGAUGGCUCUCCGACCAGAACAUCCCCUACCCGUCUGCAGCUGACCGCAAGGAUCUGGAGGAUCUCGUUUCCAAGAACUGGAACAGCUAUGUUGUGGAGCCGUACAAUAGCUGGGAUGUCUCCCAGCUAAGCGCAUAUCUGCAAUCCAAAGGCAGUGAUGUGGCCAAGGAUGCUCAGAAGAACAAGGACAGCCUGGUCUCCCAGGUCAAGGCCAACUGGUAUGAAACCGAAGACUCUGCCAACUCAGCAUGGACCAGUGUCAAGGAUUGGAUUCUUGAUACCUGGACCGAUUCUCAGCUCAAGUCUUUCUGUGAUAAGAAUGGCAUUCCAGUGCCUCAACCGCGUACUCGUGAUACUCUGCUUCAGAAAGCCCGCGAGGGAUAUGCAACUCUCGCGGAAAAGGCCGGUGAAACCGCUGCCUAUCCUGGCGACUGGCUGUACUCUACCUGGACCACGUCUGAUCUGAAGGAGUGGCUUGACACCCACGGCUUCCCUGCUCCCCAGCCUACUGACCGAGACAAGCUGAUUGCUUCGGUUCGCCGCAACUCUCGCCUUGCCUAUCUCAGGGCCCAGAACGAGGCUGAUAGUGCUGCCGCCAAGAUUCAAGCUGCCUACACAUACCUCACUGACACAAUUAUUGACGCCUGGGGCGAGUCUCAGCUCAAGGAGUUUUGCGACAAGAAUGGAAUCCCUGUCCCCCAAGGCACCAAACUCAAUGAACUUCGAGCCCUCGUUCGGAAGCACCGCGCUGAUAUUCUCGGUGAUACCGUUGGUGCUAGCGCCAAGGCUUACUUUGGUGCUGCUACCUCCAACGCUCAGAAUCAAUAUGCCAGGGCGACUGACAGCGCUUCACUUGCCGCCCAGGAUGCUUUCAACCAGGCUGUCAACAAGUGGUCGGAUAGCCGGCUCAAGUCGUAUCUUGAUGCCCGCGGUAUCCCUGUUCCCCAGGCCAGCAAGUCUGAUGAGCUCCGAGCUCUUGUUCGAAAGCACGCACACAAAGCCUCCACUGGCUGGCAGGCGUGGAACUUUGAUGACUACAGCUAUGACAACCUGAAGAACUAUCUCAUCAAGAACGGUAAUGCUGCCGCAAAGGCCGCCGCCAAGAAGAAGGACGCCACCCGCGAGGACCUUGUUAGCGCUGCCCAAUCAGCCUACUCCUCUGCUUCAACUGCUGGCGGUGCCCAAUAUGCCUCUGCCACUAGCUACCUUGCCUCUGUGACGGCUGCCGCUAAGCACAACGCCUUCGACACGUGGUCGGAGAGCGAGCUGAAGAACUAUCUCGACAGCUACGGAGUUCCCGUUCCCCAGGGAUCCAAGAUUGACGAACUCAGAGCCGAGGCACGAAAGCAAGCUACCUACUUUAGAUAUGGAUCCUCUUCUCCUUCAGGCACUGUCUUUGCUAAGAUCGGAGAAACCGCCAGGGAUACAUGGAGAUGGGUCGCCGAUCAGCUGCACAUUGGCAGUGAGGUCGCUAGAGAGGAGGCUGCCAAGGCGGAGGCUGAAGCCAAGAAGAAGGGCGAGAAGCUUCGAAAGGAAUUGUAA
This is a messenger RNA of Trichoderma harzianum CBS 226.95, 2997 nucleotides long. RefSeq lists its product as hypothetical. Gene Ontology annotation, molecular function: proteasome-activating activity; ATP hydrolysis activity; ATP binding. The transcript is spliced from 7 exons. Gene Ontology annotation, biological process: proteasome-mediated ubiquitin-dependent protein catabolic process. Gene Ontology annotation, cellular component: proteasome regulatory particle, base subcomplex. The record is from RefSeq and is a predicted model, not a curated record. Bases 1 to 2997 code for a protein of 998 amino acids. Lineage: Eukaryota; Fungi; Ascomycota; Sordariomycetes; Hypocreales; Hypocreaceae.